Messenger RNA from Xenia sp. Carnegie-2017, 3531 nucleotides. RefSeq names its product fibroblast growth factor receptor 2-like. Gene Ontology annotation, biological process: positive regulation of kinase activity; multicellular organism development; cell surface receptor protein tyrosine kinase signaling pathway. Gene Ontology annotation, molecular function: transmembrane receptor protein tyrosine kinase activity; ATP binding. Gene Ontology annotation, cellular component: membrane; signaling receptor complex. Bases 372 to 3128 code for a protein of 918 amino acids. NCBI's taxonomy places the organism in Eukaryota, Metazoa, Cnidaria, Anthozoa, Malacalcyonacea, Xeniidae. The transcript is spliced from 17 exons. The record is from RefSeq and is a predicted model, not a curated record.
UAGAUCAACCAACUGAUAAACGUGAGCAAAUAAAUUGAUCAAAAAUUUUCGGAACGCUUCUAUUGCCGCGACUGCCCACGGUCUGUAAAUAAACUGAAAAAUUUAACAAUGAAGUCAAUGUAUCUUAUGUGAUUUGCUAUAAGUUUGAAAAAUGGCGAUGGAUUGCUGUACAAUGAACUAUCCCAUUGAUAAUCAAUAUAUUAUAUUGCUGUAGUUAAUAGGGCGUUCCUAUUAUUCUUUUAUGACUUCCGUAAACAAAAAGAACCAUAAUAAAAUUACAGGAGACUGCAGAGAAUGCAGUUCAAACGACGUUUUUACUGGAAAUAAACAUUGAGAUUCACACCUUGUGUGAAAUAAAUUGUACAGUUCAAAUGGAGUUGUGCACACUGUGGGCCAUGCAACGUGUCUUUCCUGUCAUUCUCAUUAUUUUAUUGUUCAAAGGUGUUCGAUCUCUCUCUCAAUUUGAACUUGUUAAAAAUGUUGGUGAUAAAUUAACUCUUUCUUGCGAUAAAUUUGCAAAAGCUGAGUGGCAGAAGAAUAACUCAGUAAUAAAGACUUCAACUCGACUACAAAUAAGUGACUCUUUUCUUCAUAUUUAUUGCCUUGAAUUAUCUGAUAAUGGUGUCUAUGAAUGUGGUAAUGGCAACAAAUUUUACGUGAACGUAAAUAACCCAGAAAAGAGAGAAUUCUUUCAUGUGUACAACAGUCAAAAUAAGAAGUGCCUGAGUGUAUUGAGCGAUCAAGUGCAUGCGGAAAAUUGCGAUUUGAAUGCUUGUCAACAGAAGUGGAUGUGGACAAAAGAUAGUAAACUUUCCAGCAUUCUCAAUCUCAAAAAUGAAAAGUGCAUUUCUGGAGAAGGACUGUUGAACUCUAGUCUUUAUGUCAAGAAUUGUUCUCAAACAUCACUAACUUGGGAAUGUAUUGAUGUUGCUGUUAAACUGAAAGGUCACCAACUAUAUUUGAGUACUGAUAAUGAUGGAAUUGAAAUCAAGUUACUUCCUUAUAAUAUUGGUAGUAAUCAAUGGUUGAACCAUGCCACAAAGGAUAGUAUUUGUGCCAGUAAUAAGAAAGUUACUAUCAAUUCUCCGCAUAUUGUUGAAGCAGAGAGCAAAUCUGUCAAAGUGGUUUGUCUUGCUAUCAAUUUUUAUUUACCAACUUAUUCUUGGGUCAAAAAUGGCAAAACUGUUAGUGGCAUUAGUGGUUCAUCAUUGCAUAUUGACAAUAAUGUAAUAUUCAUGGCAUUUGCGAAAAAAGAAAGUUCUGGGAAUUAUACAUGCAUAGCAAGGGACAAUUGGGGAACAGCAGCUGCUUUUACUUACAUUGAAAUUUAUGAAGAUCCUUCAGUUAUUAAUCAUUCGUUGAGUCAUCAAGUUGCAUUUGGUAAUGAUGUUUGUCUCUCGUGUGUAAUGUUUUCUAGUAAUUUUGACUACAAAAUCAUCUGGGCUAAGUUUGAUGAUCCAAUUUCGUCAGGAAAUCAGAAAUACUCUAUUGUGAAGAAAAGUUUUCAUUUAAACAAAAUUUCUACAAAACUAUGUAUAAAAUCUGUUAACAUUGAAGACAGUGGGUUGUAUUCAUGUGAAAUUAAUUCAACAAUUGGAAAACAUCGCCUUGAGGGCAAAAUUGAAGUUUUUGCGAAACCAGAAGCUGACAUCUAUGAAACUGGUAACACGUUAAUCUGUAAUGUUUCUGGUUUUCCUAUUCCUCGUAUCACUUGGUACAAAGACAGUAAUGUAUUAAAAGAAAGUGCAAAUGAAGAAAUCUCUCUAACAAUUGAAAAAGUAGACGGAAAUUUAACAUGUGUCGCUUCCAACAUUUUAGGAAUCUCAUCAAAGACGAGCAUUCAAGGAAAAAAAAUCAAUGGUGAAGAUUCAUCAAUGUUGAUAAUCAUCUUAUGUGUGGUUGGCGCCUUGGUGGUUGUAGCUAUAAUUAUAUUGUGUAUUUAUUGUUAUCGUCGAAGAAGAAAAGAGAUUGUGAAUAACAAUUACGAAGGAGUAUAUACAACUGUUCGUUAUACAGCCGCGCCUGGCCAGUUAACGUCUCACCCAGUCUCCUCAUCCGAAUACGCCACGGUUAAUGAUGGGGGUACAAAAUCUCGUAUUGAGUUCAAACCUAAAAAUCCUCAUGCAUAUGAAUCAAAAAGUUUUGGAAUAAAAGCAAAAUAUCAGAGUUUAAAACCUCGUUCUCGUGGAGAAUGGGAAGUUCCUGAAGAAUGCAUGAGAUUGGAAAGAAAACUUGGAGAAGGUCAAUUUGGUCAGGUUUGGAAAGGUGACAUUUUAGGACGAAAAGGAACGCGCACUGUUGCUGUUAAAAUGUUAAGAGAACGUUCGUCGACCAAAGAACGUAAAGAUUUUAUUAACGAGUUGGAAUUUAUGAAAACAAUGUCUCCUCAUCCAAACAUUGUUGCUUUAGUUGGUUGCUGUACUCGAUCAGAAAACGUUAUGAUUCUUGUGGAAUAUGUUGCAGGAGGAAAUUUAAAAGACGUUCUUUUAAACAGUCGUGGAAAAAACAAAGAUACUUACUCAAAUCUUGCUCCAUUUAGCAGCCAUUUUUCAUCCAAUGAUUUGCUAACAUUUGCUUAUCAAAUUGCAAGAGGCAUGAGCUAUCUCGAACAAAUCAAGUGUGUUCAUCGAGAUUUGGCUGCAAGAAAUGUUUUGGUCAGCAAUGAUAAAUCAUGCAAAAUUGGAGAUUUUGGCCUAGCCCGGGAUAUUUACGCUGAAAAUUACUACCGCAAGACAACUGGUGGUCGUUUACCUUUAAGAUGGAUGGCUUAUGAGUCUAUAUUUAAUGGAAUUACUACAAAUCAAAGUGAUGCGUGGUCGUUUGGUGUUGUUCUCUGGGAAAUUGUUACUUUAGGUGGAAAUCCUUACCCAAAUAUGAAUCGUGAUGACGUCAUUGAUAGUUUACAGCGUGGCUACAGGAUGCCCAAACCAACACAUUGUUCUGAUGAAGUUUACUCUGUAAUGUGGGAAUGUUGGCAACAGAAUCCCGACAAACGUCCUACAUUUGCUGAACUUACUGCAAAAUUUCUUCGUUUUAUCUCUCUUCAACAGAGUUUCGUAAAUAUGGAUCAAUUUGGUGAAGAUGAGUAUGUUAAUGUUGGAAGUUACGAAGAAACUGAUGACGAAUAACGUUUCUCGAUAAGUAAUAAUUGAAGGUUUUUUGCCCUGUUACUUAUUUUGACAUGCAUAGAGAAAAAAAUUCUAAUUAUUGGGAGUAAUAAAAUCCAGAGAUAUUUUUCUGCAAUGUAGCUACAGCAUUAGGUAAAAAUGUUUUACAAAAUGUUAACAUUGGCAUGUUUUUGUUCACAGAAGUUUUGCCAGCAUCUAUUUCAAAUGUUAUUAUACGAUUAGUCAGGCUUAUAGCGUACAUACGUUUUACAAAAUGACUUUUUUCAUCAAUUUCAUUGAACAUAUUUUUACAAUUGAGUUCAAGAGAUUUAUCACUGUAUUAUUAAUUCAAAAUGUAAUUAGCGUACUUUAAUACUUGUGUAGAAAUACCUGGAUAAGAUAAUAAUAAAUUUGGGUAACCUCA